Messenger RNA from Aureobasidium vineae, 705 nucleotides. The record is from the annotation of a GenBank genome assembly. NCBI's taxonomy places the organism in Eukaryota, Fungi, Ascomycota, Dothideomycetes, Dothideales, Saccotheciaceae.
AUGAAGUCAUUCAUCUCAGCAUCGCUACUAUCAAUGCUGGCCCUCUGCCAACAUAGCAAGGCAGCAGCCACCUGCGGUAACUUCACCAUCGUAGGAGCCAACAACUACACGAAAUCCUCCUCUAUGACUUUCGCCGUCAGUCAAGGUGUCGUCUGCAAUGGGACUUCUGACUGCUCAGUACCGGUUGGCGGAGACGUGACCGACCGCCGCACCACGAACUUGACGGACUCUACUCCGGACUGGGCAUUCCAACUUAUCAGCAACGCAACCGGGUAUUCUUUCAAUGCGACAUUGGUCGGCGCAAUAGAGAACACCACAUACACAAUCAACAAGGGCUCCUCGGGAUAUAUUGGCUUCACGCCUACAUACCGAUGCACGCAAGGCAUCCUCUCAGCAUGCGAGAACAAAGACCUUGAUGGCACACCUGUGGAAGCAUGCACACCAUUUGGCUGGGAGGAAGGCAUGAUUAAUGGUACAUUGGCGGCAGUCAUGACAUCGCCGGAAACUGCUUCGGCUCUGGUCUGCAACCCUGCAAAUACAAGUUUGGCGUCAAGUGGCAACAGCACCAAUUUCUGUAUCAACCCGACAAAUUCGUCUUCUGGGAACACAUCGGCACCAGAUUUGUCAGCUGGUGCUGGUCUGUCGAGCAGUGUGGGCACAGUCUUGUUGUCGGUUGCUCUGCUGGUCGCGAUUAUUGGUAUCUAA